This is a messenger RNA of Drosophila subobscura, 2411 nucleotides long. RefSeq names its product kanadaptin. The record is from RefSeq and is a predicted model, not a curated record. Lineage: Eukaryota; Metazoa; Arthropoda; Insecta; Diptera; Drosophilidae. The coding region runs from base 123 to 2255 and encodes 710 amino acids. Gene Ontology annotation, molecular function: mRNA binding; protein binding. The transcript has 3 exons.
AUCCCUCCCGACCCUGCCAACUUUCUGGAAUAUGUAGGUGCAACAGAAAUCAGCUGUGCAGAAGAAAAUCCAGGUAGUUGUUUACCUCCCAAAGUAUACCAUAUUUUGCAUUAAGUGCAAAAAUGGACGAGUUUAAGGUGCCCGCACCGUUGCCGAAAUACAAACCCACUGUGGUUGAGAAUCCGCUGUGGCUGCAGAUCGAAACCACCGAGGAGCCGGCCAAUGGAAGGAAUUUAAUACCAGCAAUUUGUCCGUACAAGGUGCCCCGCUGGUCUGCACCACCGCCCGCAGACCAAACCUACAAAUUUGAGGUGCUCAAGUCGGGGCAGAUCAUUGACGAGGUGAGGCAGUUGCAGCAACAGGCUAUCUGGACAUUUGGGCGGCUGCCCGAAAACGACGUGUCCGCCGCGCAUCCCACAAUUUCACGCUUCCACGCUGUGCUGCAGUACAAACCGAAGGCGUCCCACGACCACCACUACGAGGACGACGAGCAUCAUUCCGAAAAGCCAGCCAAGCCCGAGAGACCGGAAGGUUGGUACAUCUACGACCUUGACAGCACCCACGGCACAUACCUCAACAAACAGCGCGUGCCCUCCAAGGUAUACAUACGAAUGCGAGUGGGCCACAUGCUCAAGCUGGGCGGCAGCUCGCGCAUCUACAUACUGCAAGGCCCCAACGCGGAUGCCGAGCCCGAGUCGGAGUUGUCGAUCACUGAGCUGCGGGAGAAGCGCGAGCGGGAGGUGGCUGCCGCUGCGGCCGAGAAACAGCGAAAAAUUGUGGAGGCACAGGAGCGCGAACGCAACGAUGGCAUCAGCUGGGGCAUGGGAGAGGAUGCCGACGAGGAAACCGAUCUCACACACAACCCAUUCGCCAGCAGCAACAACGACGACCUCUUCUUCGACGAUCCCAAGAAGACUCUGCGCGGAUUCUUCGAGCGCGAGGGCCUCAAUCUGGAAUACAAAUGCGAUGAGCUGUCGCAGGGUUCGUUUGUCUGCCGUGUGGAGCUGCCGCUGGACGAUUUCAAUGGCAGGCCGAUCCUCAUCGAAGUCAACCACAAGGGACGCAAAAAGGAUUGCGUUGUGCAGUGCGCCCUGGAGGCAUGUCGCACGCUGGACAAACAUGGCGUGCUGCGGCAGGCCAACCAAGAGGGACAAAAGCGCAAAAUAGUGAAAGCCGGCGACUCCGACGACGAGGAUGAGUUCUGGGAUCGCACUGGCGAUGUGGCGCGUAAGAAGCAGCGCAAGCAAACAGCUGGCUCCAGUGGCCCACUCACCUAUGAGGAUCUGUUGAAACAGCAAACAGAUCUCUUGUCCGAGUUGGGCAAGGUGGAAUUUGAGAUUGCCACUUACCAGCUGAAGGAAAAGCGCGCCAAGGAGGAGGCCGCCAAGCAGCUGAGUGCCAGCUACGAUUUGGACAACUUUAUGAACAGCCUCAGCGUGGAUAUAUGGCAAGUGGAUAAAACGGAGAUCAAAAAGCUUCGGCUGGAACUACAACGCAUCAAGGGAGAGCAACAGCGAGUGCAGCGUCUCAUAGAAAUAGCUAAGCCAGCAUGUUUACCCUACACCACGAGCAGUGCAACGGCCACCAUCACAUCGGCAGCGGCACAGGAGGGCAGCGGUGCCAAGAAGCAGCUGCCAAUGAUUGGCAAGCGGAAUCAGUUUAGCAAAUUCAAAGUGGUCACAGCUUUGCCCAGCUCACGAGCCACCGUGCAAUCGAAUGCAUUUGCCCCGGAUGAAGAGGAAGUCGAAGAGGAGGAGCUCAAGGAGAAGCAAGCCAAAAUGGAGAAGGAAAUGCAAGUGGAAGUGGAAACUAAACAAAAGCAAAGUCCACCGGAAAGCGAGCUAACCGCUGAAGCGGCAGUGGCACUUCCACCCGCAGCAGCACCAGCAGCACCCGCAGCGAGCAAGCCAACCACAUCCGAGGAGGAGGUCGGACAAGAGUUUAACUUUCUGUCAACUGCAGCUCUAUCCGAAGUUGCCACUUUUCCUACCGAACUCUUCCUCGCCUUUCCGCUGACAGAUGCAAUUGAUGACAUUGGCACUGCGCUGGCAGGCCCCACUCCGGAGGAGGGUGCCGAAAAGAAGCGACGCCAGCGAGCACCGCGACAGCGCAACAACAAACAGCGUCAGGAUGUGGACAUGGACAUGAAUGAGCUGGUCGAGCAUGAGGAUACCGAAAAGUACGCUAAAUGGGUGCCACCGACCAAUCAAAGUGGCGACGGCAUCACACAUUUAAAUGAGAAAUUCGGCUACUAAAGUUUUCAGUAGCGCGCACCCUAGAAACUAAGAGCCCCAUUCAGUCUAUUGUAAGCAUUCUUUUAGACUACUCGUAGGUAUAUUGUAAUGUUUAACAGCUUAUUGAUAUAAAUGUUGUGACCCUGUCUGGAAAUGCCAAUUGGCAACUAAAAAAAA